This is a messenger RNA of Cannabis sativa, 1917 nucleotides long. RefSeq names its product PAN domain-containing protein At5g03700. Gene Ontology annotation, biological process: recognition of pollen. The coding region runs from base 108 to 1625 and encodes 505 amino acids. The transcript has a single exon. Lineage: Eukaryota; Viridiplantae; Streptophyta; Magnoliopsida; Rosales; Cannabaceae. The record is from RefSeq and is a predicted model, not a curated record.
UAUAUAAUAACAAUAUUUUCGGUUACUGCUUCUGAGUUCUGGCCCUUUAAAUCAAAUAUAUUCCUGGAUCUUUCAAAGCCUGUAAAAAUCAAUUAUCUCUUUUCUCAAUGGAAACUUUCAUCAACUCGGUGACUCGUUUACGUGUGACUCAGUUUAUCUUAACCAUAAUAAUCAUAACGAUUCUUCUAUACGCGCCAACAUGGCGGUGUAGCGCAGCCGCCGUUACCACUACCCAGCUAGAGCUGCUCAAAGGGUUCAAAGCGACACCGGACCCAUCAUCAACGACGUCGUUUCAAGCUCUCCUUCAAGACUCGUCUAACAACUUCGCUUUGGGUUUCCUCCGAAUCAACGAGACCUUACUAACUGUGGCUGUGAUUCAUUUGCCAUCUUCGGAGCCUCUAUGGGCGGCUAACCCGACCCGAUUAUUAGCCCCGUGGUCCGACUCCACUCAGCUCAGCUUCAAUGGUAGUCUCGUGCUUUUGGAUUCUCAUCGGUCAAGGGUAUUUUGGUCAUUAGGAAUGGAAGGAGAUCGAGUUGUGUUACUCAACUCGUCCAAUCUUCAAAUAGUAGAGGGCGAGUCGGUGACUCAGUCUGUUAUGUGGCAAAGUUUUGACUUUCCAACAAAUACGCUUGUGGAGAACCAAAACCUCACAGCUAAAAUGGGGUUAGUUUCGUCCAAUGGGCUAUACUCCAUGAGAUUAGGAGAAGACUUUUGGGGCUUAUACGCUGCGUUUAGACAUGGGUCGGAGCAAAUCUAUUAUAAGCAUAAAGCCAUGGAAGCCAAAGCGGAGAUUGUUCAAGGAAAAGGCCCGAUUUACACCCGAGUCAACUCGGACGGGUACCUGGGCAUGUACCAACUCGGGACCGGACCCCCGGUUGACGUGCUACCUUUCACCAGCUUCCAAAGACACGUGAAUGGACUCCUCCGGGUCCGGUUAGAACCGGACGGGAAUCUGAAAGGGUACUAUUGGGACGGUUCUAACUGGGUCUUGAACUAUCAAGCGAUUACCGAACCGUGCGAGCUUCCCAGUCCGUGCGGGUCCUACGGGUUUUGCAAAUCCGGGUCGGGUUGUUCUUGUUUGGAUAACCGUACGGAUUUCGGAUCGGGUUCGUGCUUUCGGGGCUCUUCUUCCGGAGACUUCUGCGGCGAUGACGUGGCUAAGAAUAACUUUUGGGUUUUGAGAAGAGAAGGUGUGGAGCUGCCGUACAAGGAGUUAAUGAGUUACGAAACGACGUCGUCUCUUGCGCAGUGUGAGAGUUUGUGUGAGCGGAGCUGUAGUUGUUGGGGAGCGGUUUACAGUAACGGAUCCGGGUUUUGUUACACGGUGGAUUACCCGAUCCAAACUUUGUUGAGCGUUGGGGACCUGAGUAAGAUGGGUUACUUUAAAGUGAGGGAAAGUCCAGGGAGACAUAGGGUAGGGGUGCUUUUUAGGGCUAUGAUUGGGAUGUUGACUGGGAUAGUUGCUGUUGUGGUGGGGUUUAUUGGGUUUGUGAUAUAUAAGACGUGGAUGAAAAGGAAAGGAGAAAAAAGGUUAUUGGAAGAUGAAACGGGUGGGGUUUCACCUGGCCCGUAUAAAGAUCACGGCUCCGCAAGUUUUAGAUCAAUAGAAAUGUGUAGCAGAUAGAUUUAGAUUUAGAUUUUAGAUAAAAAUAAUGAUUUGAGAAAAAUGAGAAUGACGUAAGGGAUGACAUUUUUUGGUUUGGGUUUGGAGAUUUUUGAUUUGACUGACUGAUAUGUUGGGUGGUAAUUGGAGUUUAGUGGUUUGUGGGACCCGGUUAAUCUUUGUUUUAAUUGUUCUUUUAGUGAGGUGCACCCUAUAUCACCCUCCACCCAAAUGAAUGUCUAUCGUUCUAGUAAUAUAUAGUGUAUUGUAUAGUGAUCUUUAAAAAGUUUACAAGUGCGGAUUUAGAAUUGCA